Messenger RNA from Phytophthora nicotianae INRA-310, 1048 nucleotides. RefSeq lists its product as hypothetical. The record is from RefSeq and is a predicted model, not a curated record. NCBI's taxonomy places the organism in Eukaryota, Oomycota, Peronosporomycetes, Peronosporales, Peronosporaceae. Bases 112 to 885 code for a protein of 257 amino acids. The transcript has a single exon.
CACAGGUACAUGUACGAGUAACCUGUGUUUACAGUUUGGCUUCCCAGAUCAUUCAUUUCUCGUUUAUCACUUUCCGGCUCAAGUCUUCUUCACCGACUCCAAGAACCUGCGAUGCGCCUUAACUCCAUCCUUCUCCUCACCGCGGCUGCGUUAUUCGCUUAUUGCGACGCUGCAUCGCCGUCAAGUCUGACCAAAGUAUCGGCCAUGAACGCGCCUGAUGCGGUGAAGGUGGUAGAUGCCAAGAGUGCGAGGUUCCUGCGAAGCAAACAUCACAAGAAAACCGUAGACACUGAAGGCGAAGAGAGGGCCGCCCCGGUGGGUCUUCUUGACGAUGUGGCGAAGAAAUUUAGCGUAUCCAGUGACGACUUUAACAACUGGCUCCGUGCGAACCCUGCGCUUCUAACGAAGGUUGCUACACCUCAGCUUUCGAAGGCGGAGAAGACGGCGUUGGAAGCAUCCUCCUUUACCAAGAAAAUCACACAAGAAUUGGACCGCACCACGGAUGUCCAGUUUGUCCUUAACUGGUUUAAGAGACAAAACCUUAAGCCGAACGAAGCCCUGCAUUUCGCCAAAAGUCCGGCCCAAAAGCAGGCCUACGCCCAAUACUUGCCGUACUACCUGAAAAACGCGAAGAAUGGGGUAAAACCUAGUGCAGUGGAUCAGACGAAGCUUAGCAAGCCGGCUUUAGCGGUCUAUAAAAAAAUUAACGCCGACCCGGAUAUCAAGCGCAUGGUUGACUGGUGGCUGCACACUGGCGCUUCUCUACAAACUGCAAAGGCUUCUAUCAAUGGCGAUACCGGGAAGCAGGCGUACAACUUGUAUACCGCAGUACAUGCCAAUAUGAAGUUCGGCAAUAACCGCAAAGCGUGGGGCUUCGACCUCUGAUCUGCAGGAAGGGAGUGCUUCAGGGAACAAUGUCUUCAUAAUACCAGAAACGUUGAGCGGAACUGGAGUGCUAAAGGAGUUGAACUGUCGUUCUGGAAGAUACAGGGAAUCACGUAGUGAUAGUUACUACAUGCUUUCACUUACCAAUAAGAAGUUACUUAAA